Molecule: messenger RNA, 339 nt
Organism: Alternaria incomplexa
Lineage: Eukaryota; Fungi; Ascomycota; Dothideomycetes; Pleosporales; Pleosporaceae
Exons: 2
Coding region: 1-339 (112 amino acids)
Source: RefSeq, a predicted model, not a curated record
AUGGCGCAAACCCAAGGAAACACAAUGCAACUUGCGGAAAUACUAUCUGACCUCGUCUCCCUGCGCGUCUGUGACCCCGCCGCAGCACUCGCCCUCGUAUCCGCGCACUCGAAUACCUCUACCUCCACAUCACCCCCAUCUUCUCACGAUGCCGCCGCAAAGACCACGACGAACCAAAUGUCAUCAACAACAGUGGACGAUGAGCAAGACCCAGAACUGAAGCGCGCAAAAGACCUGCUAAAAUUCCACUACGAGGUCAAGGAGGCGCAUAAGAGGGGAGAGUUGGGCAGGGGCCUGGAGGAAGCGAGGAGUUUGGUUAGGAAGGCUGUUGGGGGGUGA